This is a messenger RNA of Melanotaenia boesemani (Boeseman's rainbowfish), 419 nucleotides long. RefSeq names its product hepcidin-like. The transcript is spliced from 3 exons. The coding region runs from base 94 to 363 and encodes 89 amino acids. The record is from RefSeq and is a predicted model, not a curated record. NCBI's taxonomy places the organism in Eukaryota, Metazoa, Chordata, Actinopteri, Atheriniformes, Melanotaeniidae. Gene Ontology annotation, biological process: defense response to bacterium; intracellular iron ion homeostasis. Gene Ontology annotation, cellular component: extracellular region.
UCAGACAGGAGAACUCAAAGGAGCUGACGACAGUCAUCAAGAUCAGAGAAAAUCUGCUUGAGUUAAAUCCUCCAGGAUCUCAAACCUCCUAAGAUGAAGACAUUCAGCAUUGCAGUUGCAGUGGCCGUCAUGCUCACAUUCAUCUGUGUUCAGAAGAGCUCUGCUGCCCCAAACUCUGAAGGACAUGAUAUGAUGGAGGAAGUAGCUGAGGACAGUUCAGUUGCUGUAAAUCAAAAGUGGAUACCAGUGGAAUCAUGGAAGAUACCGUAUGAAGUCAGACAGAAGCGCCACGCUGCUGCUAAAUGCAGAUUUUGCUGUAACUGCUGUGAUGUGAGCGGUUGUGGUGUCUGCUGUACGUUCUGAGGAGUUCUGGACCAGCCUGGAUCCAUUCAACAAUAACAAGACCUUCACUUGUUGAA